Molecule: messenger RNA, 496 nt
Organism: Oncorhynchus kisutch (coho salmon)
Lineage: Eukaryota; Metazoa; Chordata; Actinopteri; Salmoniformes; Salmonidae
Product: insulin-like
Exons: 2
Coding region: 1-348 (115 amino acids)
Cellular component (GO): extracellular region
Molecular function (GO): hormone activity
Source: RefSeq, a predicted model, not a curated record
AUGGCUGUGGUAGUAUGGGCCCUGUCUGUUCUGUUACUGCUGGUCCUGUCUUCCCCGGGGGUCUGCUCAGCUCCCAGCGCCCAGCACCUGUGUGGCUCACACCUGGUGGAUGCCCUCUACCUGGUCUGUGGGGAACAAGGGUUCUUCUAUAACCCCCACAGAAUCCCCAGAGACCUACUCCUGCAACACCUUAUAGGGUUCCUGUCUAGAAAGAGCAGACAGGGUUGGAGGGUGAAGCAGGAACGUCCAUGGAAGGACCAUGAAGACCAGAAGGUGAAAAGAGGCAUUGUGGAACAGUGCUGUCAUAAGCCAUGUAGCUUCAGCCACCUGCAGAGCUACUGCGACUGACUGGAGUCUACUCCUCAUAGUCUACACUCGAUUGAUAAGAGCACAGACUAGCCUCAAGAGCUACUGGUGGAAGGACAUGUCAAUCUUGUAUACAACUAAAUGUCAAGGGAAAACAGAAAAAACAGAAACAAUAAAACAUGUGUAUGAC